Messenger RNA from Fusarium verticillioides 7600, 1389 nucleotides. RefSeq lists its product as hypothetical. The transcript has a single exon. Gene Ontology annotation, cellular component: protein phosphatase type 1 complex. Gene Ontology annotation, molecular function: protein phosphatase 1 binding; glycogen binding. NCBI's taxonomy places the organism in Eukaryota, Fungi, Ascomycota, Sordariomycetes, Hypocreales, Nectriaceae. The coding region runs from base 1 to 1389 and encodes 462 amino acids. Gene Ontology annotation, biological process: regulation of glycogen biosynthetic process. The record is from RefSeq and is a predicted model, not a curated record.
AUGCCUUACACGCCACCCUCACAUCGAUCUCCCGCUUCGUCAGCCUCCGCAUCGCCCGUAGCGAGUCGGCGGUCGUCGCUACAAUCGAGCCCUCGACCUAGUCUGCCGCGAUCCGCUUCAUAUCUUACAAGGCAUAGACGAACACCUUCAGCUUCAGCCCUCAGCGAUGGAUCGACAGGGACGCUGACACCGCAGGGAACAUCGGAGGAUCUCAAGAGCAUGGGCACAGCUGUUCCUUCAAGCGUGAGACAAUCACCACCGCCCGUCACAGACGAACGCACAAUGCCCAUGGGUGCCAUCAUCUCGCCACCUGAUUCUGCUUCCUCCGGUAGCGACGACGAGGAGCAAGAACCACAAAUUCGAGGUCGAAAGCUUGACAAGGCUCUUCGGGACGCUGUCAGCCAGAUCCCCAUGCCACGUUCAUCAUCUCCCCCACGAUCACAAUUGCAGCACCAAGACAGCACAGAACAUCUCCAGCUCCGCCGCAAAGAUGGUGUACAUCUCAGCUUCAGCACAAGCGCACUGGGCGAUCUCGCAAAGGGCCGUAAGAUGGGACACGUUCGAUCAGCCACUGAGCCAAACGCUGGCCUCUCCAAGUCAGACGAUAACUCGAUAUCAGUAUCAGAGGAGGAGUCUGAUGAGGACCUGCUCAAGAAGCCUCAGAUGGUGCGAAAGAAGUCUGGUGAACUAGUCCGACCUGCCCUCCGUCCUUCUUCCCGACGACGCCCCUCAAGCAUGCCCGGUACCCCCAUCUUCUCCAAGGCUGUUCACUUUGAUUCACACCUCGAGCACGUCCGACACUUCUUACAAGUGGACCGACCUCUGGCCGUGAGUGCUGGAUCUUCGCCAAUUGACAGCUACGAGAGUGAUACCGAGUAUCCCUUCCCUGGCAAUGGCAAGCAGACAGCCCGCACCCCUCCUUUUGAGUGGGAGAUCCUCACCACAAACUUCCCUCACGACUCAGCCGCACGUAAGUCGUCGCCAGUUCGACUGGAAAAGGUUUGGCUCUCGGCCGACCAGAAGUCCCUUCUUGGCUCUGUGGCUGUCGCCAACAUCGCCUUCUCCAAGGCCGUUACCUGCCGUUUCACCCUGGAUUACUGGAAGACCACAUCGGAGGUUGCCGCUGACUACAGCCACGAAAUCCGCCCCCGGGAAACACCGCUGGGUCAUGAUCGCUUUACUUUUUCCAUCAAGCUUGCUGACACGGCCAACCUCGAGUCAAAGACACUCUUCCUCUGCAUCCGCUAUACCGUCAACGGACAGGAGUACUGGGACAACAACAGCAGCUCUAACUUCCAGGUCGACUUCCGAAAGAAGCAUCUGCCUAUGAACGGGAAGAACAACUUUCAGGGCGCUUCUUCCCGACCCGCUAAUGGCUUCCCCGAGUAG